CACUUCCCCGAACACGUCUCCCAGUUGGGGCGGGUAUAUAAGGUGCUCUUCUCUGAGAUAUUCCAUUCAAGAUUGACGCCACAGGCUCUUGAGCCGAAGACUCUGCACUUUUGACAAAUACUUUCAAGUCAGAGAAAUGUCUGUUGAUUUGGAUAAAUGUUUCGAAGUAGUGAUGGAGCUUGCGAAGGCAGGUGGCAAGAUAAUACGGGAAAGAAUUUACAACAAAAAAACAGUGAACACAAAGUCGGAUCGAAUUGAUCUGGUUACAGAAACUGAUCAAGAAGUUGAAAAAAUGCUUAUAUCAAAUCUCCAGGCUCAAUUCCCUGACCACAGGUUCAUUGGAGAAGAGUCAACAGCUGAAGGCAUUCCAUGUGAACUUACAGAUGCUCCGACUUGGAUAAUCGAUCCAAUAGAUGGGACAAUGAACUUUGUUCAUGGUUAUCCUAAUGUCUGCACUUCCAUUGGGUUCACUGUGAAUAAAAUCACUGAAAUAGCCAUAAUAUACAAUCCUGUCCUGGAACAAAUGUUCACUGCACGGAGAGGACAGGGAGCUAAGCUUAAUGGAGAACCUAUUCAUGUAUCUGGAGAGAAAGAACUGAAACAAGCUUUGCUAGGUCUCGAAUGUGGCACAACACAUGAGGCUGAAAAAAUGAGUAAUAAUUUUAAGAACCAACAAACUUUUACUCCUAUUGUACAUGGGACCAGAUCAAGUGGAUCAGCCGCAAUUGAUAUGGCAAUGGUAGCCAUGGGAGGUUCUGAUGCAUAUUUUGAGUUUGGCAUCCAUGCCUGGGACUAUGCUGCAGGUGAUCUGCUUGUUAGAGAGGCAGGUGGCGUGUGUCUUGAUCCUGAAGGUGGACCAUUGGAUUUACUGGCUAGACGAAUGUUAUGUGCUGCUUCAAUGGAAUUGGCACAAGAGAUGAUUCCAAAAAUCAGUCAAAUCUACCCUCCUAGGGAUUAAUUGAAUCAAUAGCAUUCCUUUCUGUAGUCUGAAAGUGGAUCAAGCAACUUCUGUUGCAAAAUUCUAAACUACAAACUGCUGUGAAUCAAUCAUGUCUUUAAAAAAAUGUAAUUGCCAUUCCAGAUAAUCUCUUACACCAGAAAAUAUAUUCAGUCUCAUUAGUUACAAA
This is a messenger RNA of Frankliniella occidentalis (western flower thrips), 1127 nucleotides long. Its product is annotated as inositol monophosphatase 1. Gene Ontology annotation, molecular function: inositol monophosphate 1-phosphatase activity. The transcript has 6 exons. NCBI's taxonomy places the organism in Eukaryota, Metazoa, Arthropoda, Insecta, Thysanoptera, Thripidae. Gene Ontology annotation, biological process: phosphatidylinositol phosphate biosynthetic process; inositol metabolic process; signal transduction. The record is from RefSeq and is a predicted model, not a curated record. Bases 137 to 958 code for a protein of 273 amino acids.